CAAGAAUUGGAAAGGGGGGAAUAGCAAGGCACAAAACAAGAGACAGACAAAAAACACCUACGUUCUGUGUUUUUAUUCUGCCGUAUCGUAUCGACAUUGUAAACAAAACAUCUCUUCCUUCCUUAACAUUCCAUAAACCAUUCAUUGAUCGCUAAAGUUUCCUUCUUUCUUCCUAUUCAUUCAUUCUCAACAAAUGGGUCUCUGGGAUUCUCUUCUCAAUUGGCUCCGCAGCUUAUUUUUUAAACAAGAGAUGGAGCUUUCUCUCGUAGGUCUUCAGAAUGCUGGAAAAACUUCUCUUGUCAAUUCAAUUGCUACAGGAGGGUACAGCGAGGAUAUGAUUCCAACUGUUGGGUUCAAUAUGCGAAAAGUGACUAAGGGAAAUGUCACGAUAAAGCUUUGGGAUCUUGGUGGACAACGGAGGUUUCGAACAAUGUGGGAGCGCUACUGUCGUGGUGUCUCUGCUAUUGUGUAUGUUGUAGAUGCUGCUGAUAGAGACAGUGUUCCAAUAACUCGAAGCGAAUUAAAUGAACUCCUGACAAAACCUUCCUUGAAUGGGAUUCCAUUGCUUGUUCUUGGAAACAAAAUUGACAAGUCGGAAGCUCUUUCCAAGCAAGCAUUGGUAGAUCAACUAGGACUUGAGUCAAUUAAAGACAGAGAGGUCUGUUGCUACAUGAUUUCAUGCAAGGAUUCUGUAAACAUAGAUGUCGUCAUCGACUGGCUUAUCAAACACUCGAAAACUGCAAACUGAUUGUGUUGAUGAGAAAUUCCUUCCCGGUGUAAUGCAUAGACCUUAAUUUUAGUUGCGGGUCAAGUAUGUGUAUGUGUACAGCAACCAAACUUGGUCAAAUCUUUCAUGCGAUGUUCUUGAGUAAACUGAUUACUUCAUAUUGUCCCAAGUUUUGGAUGGUUUAUGUUUAUAAUUAGAUUCAAGUCUCUAGCAACUUCAUUUGUUUAAAAAUAUUUGGUAUCAUUGUGAUUUAAAUGUGGAAGAAAGAUCAAUAUUGAGGCUUGCUUCACAAAUAAAAUGUAUUCACCAUUUGAAAA
Molecule: messenger RNA, 1044 nt
Organism: Medicago truncatula (barrel medic)
Lineage: Eukaryota; Viridiplantae; Streptophyta; Magnoliopsida; Fabales; Fabaceae
Product: ADP-ribosylation factor-like protein 8c
Exons: 6
Coding region: 194-748 (184 amino acids)
Biological process (GO): protein transport
Molecular function (GO): GTP binding; GTPase activity
Source: RefSeq, a predicted model, not a curated record